This is a messenger RNA of Passer montanus (Eurasian tree sparrow), 1915 nucleotides long. It is a transcript of the gene ABHD11, whose product is annotated as abhydrolase domain containing 11. The record is from RefSeq and is a predicted model, not a curated record. The transcript has 5 exons. Bases 128 to 1015 code for a protein of 295 amino acids. Lineage: Eukaryota; Metazoa; Chordata; Aves; Passeriformes; Passeridae. Gene Ontology annotation, cellular component: mitochondrion.
CCUCAGCCUUUCCUGGGCACCGAGAUGCUCCAGGCCCUCCUCAUCCUCCCAGCCUGAGCUGGCCCCGCUCCAGGAGCUCUGUGUCUUCCUUUUCCUGAGGAGCCCAGGACUGGACACAAUCCUCCAAAUGUGCCUCACCAGGGCUGGGCAGAGGGGCAAGGCUCACUUCCCCCCUGCACCUCUGGGCCAUACCCCAUUCCUGUCUCCCUGCAGUGCAGUGCCCCUGACCCAUGUGGAGGUGGAGGGUCGCAGGGAUCAGCCACCCCUCGUCCUGCUCCACGGGCUCUUUGGCAGCCACAGCAACUUUCAGACAGUGGCCAAGGCACUGGUGCGCCGCGGCAGUGGCAAGGUGCUGACAGUGGACGCCCGGAACCAUGGCAGCAGCCCCCACAGCCCCGUGAUGACGUAUGAAGCGAUGAGCCUGGACGUGCAGCACCUCCUGAGCCGCCUGGGCAUCACCAAAUGCAUCCUCAUAGGACACAGCAUGGGGGGCAAGACAGCCAUGACACUGGCCUUGCAGCGGCCAGACCUGGUGGAACGCCUCAUCUCUGUAGACAUUAGUCCUGGCUCAACCGCCCCUGUGUCCGAAUUCUCUGCCUACAUCUCGGCCAUGAAGGAGGUGAAGGUCCCAGCGGGGCUGUCCCGCUCGGCAGCACGCCAGCUGGCAGAUGACCAGCUGCAGCCCGUGGUCAAGCUCCCACAGCUGAGACAGUUCCUCCUCACCAACCUGGUGGAGGUGGAGGGCUGCUACGUGUGGCGGGUGAACCUGGAGGCUAUUUCCCGGCACCUGGCAGAUAUCAUGAACUUCCCCGCCUUCCAAAAGCCAUAUCCUGGUCCUGCACUCUUCUUGGGAGGGUCCGACUCGCCCUAUAUCAGCUCCAGAGACUACCCAGAGAUCCAACGUCUCUUCCCCAAGGCAGAGAUCCAGUACAUUAAAGGAGCAGGCCACAUAGUCCAUCAGGAUAAAUUUGAAGAAUUCAUCACUGCUGUCCUCAAUUUCCUGCCACAGCUGUAGCACUGGGGACCAGGGUUUCUGCAGGGACCAUGUGGGUCCUGAGGAGCUCUGGACAGUGAUGCAGGGCUUGGGCUGAGGAUGGGCUCAGCUGGGACUGGCUGCCCUCACUGCAGUCUGAUCCUGCCUGCACGACCUUCUCCCAUCCUGAUUCUUCUGCAGCCAGAGCAGAGAGGUACCUGCAUCCUGCUGAGAUCUCCUGGCACCUCUCAGGGACAUGGGGUGCCAUUGGCUCAGGACACUGUCCUGCUUGCACAGGGGUGUCAGGCAUAUGGAGGGGACAGGAGAGCCCUCUUCUUUUCCUGCUGCCAGACUCUUCCAUGGAUCUGGCUGUGACUUUGCAGAAUGUGCAAUAAAGCUGAAUCCAUGCCAAGGCAGAACAGGGGUUGGAUGUGGCCAUGGUGGGCAGGGCAUGUGUGGGGGGCAUAGGAGGGGGUUCUCAGUUGGAAGCAGGGAUGCUGGUGGGAGGUGACAGCUGGACUGGGCCCUGAUGUGACAUGCUGUGGGAGCAGUGCACAUGAGACACAGCUUUGAGGAUCUUUCUUGGCUUCCAGGGGAAAUUGCAUCAUUGCUCUUGGAAUCUGCCUCCCGAGCAAGGAGCAUGUUUGCCCAGGCUGUCCCAAAGGCAGGUGUCACUUCAUCCCUGAGCUCCUGACAAUUUCUUCCCUCCUACCUACUCUGCAUCCUCCUGCAGUAUAACACCCACCCACCAUGGGCUGGAGGCAGAGGAGCAGGGUGUCUGCUGCAAAAAUCCCUUUAUUGGACAACUGGUAAAGCUGGGGACAGGGUAGAAGUGACUAUGGGGGUGACAAAUCAUCUCUGUCACAACUGGGGACACACUGCGUGUGCAGACAGUAGAGAGAGACAUUAAUUAUCUCUGCUUUUGUUGCUCCAGAGCCAGGU